Hemiscyllium ocellatum (epaulette shark) is the source of this 4029-nucleotide messenger RNA. It is a transcript of the gene klhl21, whose product is annotated as kelch-like family member 21. Gene Ontology annotation, molecular function: protein binding. The transcript has 5 exons. Gene Ontology annotation, biological process: protein ubiquitination. The record is from RefSeq and is a predicted model, not a curated record. Bases 133 to 1944 code for a protein of 603 amino acids. NCBI's taxonomy places the organism in Eukaryota, Metazoa, Chordata, Chondrichthyes, Orectolobiformes, Hemiscylliidae.
AUUUGCAAGAAGUUUUUUUUACUCUUAUCUCCCAAAUUCACUUGCGAAGCGAACGGAGCGAUAUGGGCAGGUCAGACGGGCAGCUUUUGUGACUGGUUUCUGGAUGCUUUGAUUUCCCCGGCGGUCGGAAGGAUGGACAGGCCUAGCACGCUGACUCAGACCUCGGUGUUGCCUUUCUCCGACCCCGAUCACGCCCUCCACAUCCUGCAGGGCAUCAACGAGCUGCGGGUGGAGGGCAAGUUCUUCGACAUGACCCUGUCGGCGGACGGCCAGGAUUUCCCGUGUCACCGGACGGUGCUGGCGGCCGCCAGCCACUACUUCAGGGCCAUGUUCGCGGGCCGCCUGAAGGAGAGCUACGCCGAGCGGGUGGAGCUGCACGGGGUGAAGGCCCCGAUCCUGGGCCUGCUGCUGGAUUUCUCCUACACCGGCCAGGUCACCGUCACCCAGGGCAACGUGGAGCCGCUGGCCCGGGCCGCCGACCUCUUCCAGUUCCCCUCGGUCAAGGAGGCGUGCUGCGCCUACCUGGAGCGGCAGCUGGACGUGGCCAACUGCCUGGAGAUCCAGGAGUUCGCCGAGGCCUACGCCUGCCGCGGCCUGGCCGAGAACGCCAAGCGCUUCAUCCUGCGCCACAUCGUCGAGCUGUCCGCCGAGAAGGAGUUCGAGGCCCUGCCGCAGCGCCGGCUGCUCGAGUACCUCUCCGAUGACCGGCUGCACGUCGACAAGGAGGAGGCGGCCUACCAGCUGGCCCUGCGCUGGGUCAAGGCCGACCCCAAGCGCCGCCUCCGCUUCUGGCCCGAGCUCUUCGAGCACGUGCGGCUGCCGUUUAUCCGCCGCUUCUACCUGCUCGCGUACGUGGAGAGCGACCCGCUCGUCUACUACUCACCCCGCUGCCUGCAGCUCAUCCACCAAGCGCGGGCCUUCCAGUCCUCCGAGUACGACCGCCACGACUACCCGUGCGAGAGGAUGAGGGCCCGGCCCUCCACAGGCCUCGCCGAGAUCCUGGUGGUGGUCGGCGGCUGCGACAAGGACUGCGACGAGCUGGUCACCGUCGACUGCUUCAACCCGCAGACCGGGCACUGGCGGUACUUGGCCGAGUUCCCCGACCACUUGGCCGGAGGCUACAGCAUCACCGCCUUCGGAAACGACAUCUAUGUGACCGGUGGUUCUGAUGGGACAUCACUGUAUGAUUGUGUGUGGCGUUACAAUUCCAGUGUGAACGAGUGGACAGAGGUUUCGCCCAUGCUGCAAGCCCGAGAAUACCACAGCUCUGUGGUACUCAAAGGCCAUAUCUAUAUCAUUGCCCAUGACAGCCUGGAGCGCUACGAUCAUAGCCUCGACAGCUGGGAGGCCCUGCAACCCAUGCCCUACCCCAUGGACAACUGCUCAAGUACAGCCUGCCGGGGAAAACUCUAUGCCAUCGGCACUCUUGCUGGUAAAGAAUCAAUGGCCAUUCAGCGUUAUGACCCUGAGACUGACUCAUGGAGUGUUGUGGUUUGUGGUUCGUUACCUCCGUGGUCAUUUGUGCCGAAGACAGUGACACUCAAUGGACUAAUAUAUUUUGUGCGGGAUGAUUCUUCAGAAGUUGAUGUGUAUAACCCAACAAAGAAUGAAUGGGACAAAAUUCCACCCAUGAAUCAGGUCCACGUUGGUGGCAGUGUGGCUGCCCUGGGAGGAAAGUUGGUUGUUUCUGGCGGCUAUGAUAACACAUUUGAACUAUCCGAUAUAAUCGAAAGCUAUGACUUUCAGACUGGUUCCUGGAGUGUAGUGGGGCGACUCCCACAGCCCACCUUCUGGCAUGGAACUGUCAGCAUCUUCCGACAGUUCAUGCCCACUGCCCAGGUUACCUUUGAAGGGACCCUGAAUGACAACCAUAACAAUGAAAUAAAUGCUCUGAACUUGGCUCGGUAUCGAAGACACCUUCAUAAUGAGAACCUCCGCCUAUAGCACUGUUAGACUGGACUGAUAUCUGCUACAGUGAAAUCUGCUUGGAUUCUUUCCAAAAUCAACAGAUUUGUAACACGUUACAAAAGCUCACCAUCUAAUUCUGUACUAGCUCGUGUCAAUUGGACAAUGACCUUUCCCGGUUUAUUGUAAAGAUCGUCCUUGUUGAACCAAAAGCAGUCACUUCUCCCAGUUGGAUUGGGUUUUGUCUGAAAUUGCUCAUCUUGACACAACUGUGUCAUUCAUUGUCUGCUGGCUAUGUUUAGUCUGGCAGGUUUCACUGUAUCUGUUGACCGAUUCUGUUAAGUUAGGAGAUGCGACGAUUUUGUCUUCUCCUUUGGACACGUGCUUGUUCCUAAGCAUUGCUUGAAAAAGACUUGCUUUUACGUAACGUCAGAUCACAUUGUAAAAUGCUUCACUUGCAAUUAAUUUACUUUUGAAGUGCAACAAUGUAAGAAAAUAAGGUAGCCGUUCUGUACACACAGCACGAACACGUGGACAGCAGCAAGGUUAAUGUGGUUUUACUGUUCUUUUUAAGGACAAGUAUUGGAGAGAACCAGACAGCCAGAGAACUCUUCAAGUUGUCCUGUAGGUUUCUUGAGGCUCUUAUCUGCCCAGGCAGACAGAGGUUGAGCGUACAUACUAUUUUGUUUUCUAUUUUGUUUCAGCCCCGUGAAGUCAACUAUAUUUUUUACUGAUUUUAAGUUUUCUACGAGUGUGUUGGGAUAUAGUGAAGAACCAGGUGAACACUGUGCUAUUUACUGGGUUUUAAUGAAGACAUACAAUGUAGUGUUUAAUGUUUACGCAAAGAAGUCACAAUGUGAGUUCCAGUUGGAACGUAUGCUAAGUGUGUAAAAUGAUUGGCAAUGACUAGCUCCAGAAAAAGCUUGCCAACAGCCCUUUGAUAGUACUGAUUGCUACAUUUUAAGGCUGGAUCUAACCUGUUUAAAAUCUCUGACAUCAAGUGAGCAAAUCUGUACAGUGGAGAAAGGUUGUUUGGAAUGUGGAAUUGGGGUCUUGUUGCCUUGGAUCUGGCACGUUGGUACUGGUGCACUUUAAUCCUAUGGGAUGUCUUUUAAUUCGCCUCAAAUUUGUUGCCCCAUCACCAACCCCACCCUCUUUAGCAGUAGCAGGCUUGUUAGAAUUUCAUAAGGAUGAAAAAAACAUUCAGUUUUGGUAGGAAAAAUACAUAUCAAGGAGUUCCACUCUAUUUUCUAGAAACACUGCCAGCUUGUUCCAAAAUAGCUCAUCUACUUCAUUUUGGAGUGGACAGAAGGUAUCAAAUAUAUAUAUUUAGUUUUAUAAAAUUUCUAUUUAUAAAACUGUAGAAAUAGAGGGUUUGCAAUUAAAUGUUCAAGAGUCACUAAUUCAGUAGAAAGAUAUGGUUGUUUGUGUGUAGUUUUUAGAAUCUGGAAGUAAGUAUUCCCAGUAUCUAUUUUGAGGUAACUUGGAUAGAACAUGAAAUAAAUAUUAUUUGCUGACAUUAUUCCAUGUCCAAUUGUUUGAAAUAUUUUAUUUAGAAAUGUGUAUUUAAACAAAUACCAGUUCUAUUUUUCUCCCUUUUGCCUUUCCCUAUUUGUACCCUAAAGCAACUGCCUCUCUGAGAGGCACAGAAUGCAGCAGUGAUUGCCACUCAGACCUAUCGCGACAUUCUGUUGUGCAUUUGGCAGGUUAUUUAACUGAAGUUAAGACUGAAGCUGUCCUUGUUCAGCAGAUAUAAUUAGGAACAAGAGCUCCCCUUUUUUUUAAUUUCCUCCCCUCUUUUUCUCAGUCUGAGGCACUGAAACAAAUUCAGUACAGGAUGGCUGAGUUAAGUUUGAUGUACAGAGCAAGGAUAGAACUGAUGCUUUUGUUGAUUUUUGUCAAACUGAACUUAAUUUGGAUAAACUUUUAGAUGUUGGAGAAUGGGCAGUUCCAUUUUUAAAUAUAUACCUGAAUCUGAACAAAAUCUCCAUUUAAUAUUGAACCUAAAAAUGGUCACCUUAAAGGAGAAAAUUAAUACAUUUUAAAGGUAGGACAUUGUAGUUUUUCUUUCCAGAUUCUGUAAAUUCUAAACACUUCCUGGUUUUAUCUUGUUUUCAUGUGUAU